CUAAAAAUUUCAAAAAAUUCGAUAUUUUAUUUUUCAACUUGUCACUUGUCAGUCAAUGAUUGUCAAAAAAUGAAUACACUUUUCAACUCGUCACCUGGAAUGGGAAUUGCAAUUGCUAUUCACCUGGGCAGCAAGCCAAAGUACCACCGCGUCAUUUGAAUGAUAUAACUGCGUCAAAGUACCGCGUAAUAGUUCAAAUUUAUUAACUUGAAAAUUGAAAUCAAAUGUGCAGCACGCCUGCAAGAUAGGUUAUCUAUGGCAUACACCGAAUUCCAGGACUUUUUACCUACAGGCAUUUGAAUGAUCAGAAAAACAUGAUCAAUCAUCGAAAAAUUCUCUUCACACAUCCCAUAAUCUAAAUUGAGUUGGUCAAAUAUGCAUUGAAACAUUCCAUCAGUAAUUAUUUUUCUUCUUCUUUGCUGGGUGAUCUGCGCAAAAACAUCAAUGCAAAUAUUUAGCAAAUACAAGUACCUACUUCACUACAAAUUUCAUCCACAAUGUAAACCAAAGCCCUUCCAAAACGGAUUUUUUUUUGAAGAAAUAGUGUACGAACAUAUCGCUAAUAAAUUUGAGAAGUAUCAUUGCACCUACAGAGAUGAGCCAGUCAAGCGCCUCUAUCGUAUUACCUACCAAAACAAAAACUUCAAUUCCAGAUUCGCAUUGUAUCACUAACGGCCAAUGGCGAAAAAGUUCACAAUUGUGGACAAUCAAAGGUUUUGAAGAAUAUCAUUGUAGAGUUAACAAAUCGCUCAGCUCGUCAGAAUUCAGCAACUCUAAAAAUCCCGAAUAUAAAUGGUACUUGACUAUUGUGACUGACAACCUGAAGUUUGAAGGUGUAGACCAUAUCGGAUUAUUUUUGAAUCUUGACAGAGACAAUAUCUAUGGCUAUGAUAUAUUGGUCAACAUGACAAUGUAUGUACGAGAUGCCGAAGGAUGUGAACGACUUGUUCGUCAAACUCAAGCCAUAUUCACAUUGGACAGUAAUCAACAUGGAUGUCCGAAUUUUGUUUCAACGUUGGUAUUAUUCAAUCCAGAUCCGAAGAACAAAUUUCUCCCUGAAGACACAUUAACAGUUUUCUGCGAAUUUACGUAUGCUGAAUUGGGUGUUAUUGAUAAUUGGCCAAGGCGGGGGCCUAAAGCGAAAAUGACAAUUUCUAACAAUCUUCCAAAAGGAUUAGAACGUUUGUUGCAUAAUCAAACUUUUGUAGAUGUAACUUUUGUUGUGGGUGGUAAGAAUUUCGGUGUUCACAGAAGUAUUUUAGCAGCGCGUAGUCCCGUUUUUGAGGCCAUGUUCAAACACGAUUUACAAGAAAAUAGAUUGAACAAAGUUAACAUCUCAGACAUUCGUUCUGAAGUAUUUGAAGAAUUUUUACUGUUCAUGUAUACUGACAAAACUCCAAAUCGCGAAAUAGUGACAGAGUUAUUCGUAGUUGCUGAUAAAUAUCAAGUUGAAGGUCUACAGGAACUCUGCGAAGAAAUUAUAUUGGAGGAAUUAUCGGCAGAGAACGCGAUCAAUUUGUUAUUUUUUGCCGAUCUUCAUGGGGCAGAACGCGAUUGCUAAUGCAAGUUGCAUUUUAUAUCAAAACAAACUCUGCCUAUCUUACGUCAACCCAGUCGUGAAAAAAUGCGAUUCUGACACGUCCUCAUUUAUUUGAUCUUGUGCAUGGAGUAUGUGAUGUCGAGCACCCUGUAUUGUAUCAUCAGAGCUUCGAGUGACACAUGUCCAUCCAACAAAAAUAUGAUAUUGAUAGAUACCUUAGAAACCUACCUAGUUGAAUCAUUCUGCAAUAGGCUUGGUUAUUUUUUGUUAUGUACAUAUACAUAAAUGUUCUUACUUUGUAACAUUUCGAAUUACAAUUUGCUCAACUCGUA
Molecule: messenger RNA, 1872 nt
Organism: Planococcus citri (citrus mealybug)
Lineage: Eukaryota; Metazoa; Arthropoda; Insecta; Hemiptera; Pseudococcidae
Product: speckle-type POZ protein-like B
Exons: 3
Coding region: 596-1561 (321 amino acids)
Biological process (GO): proteasome-mediated ubiquitin-dependent protein catabolic process; regulation of proteolysis
Cellular component (GO): nucleus; cytoplasm
Molecular function (GO): ubiquitin protein ligase binding
Source: RefSeq, a predicted model, not a curated record